Misgurnus anguillicaudatus (oriental weatherfish) is the source of this 6068-nucleotide messenger RNA. It is a transcript of the gene ches1, whose product is annotated as checkpoint suppressor 1. The record is from RefSeq and is a predicted model, not a curated record. Gene Ontology annotation, biological process: regulation of DNA-templated transcription. Gene Ontology annotation, cellular component: nucleus. NCBI's taxonomy places the organism in Eukaryota, Metazoa, Chordata, Actinopteri, Cypriniformes, Cobitidae. Gene Ontology annotation, molecular function: cis-regulatory region sequence-specific DNA binding; DNA-binding transcription factor activity.
UAAGCCUCAGUGCACACCCCUGCCUUGGAAAGCUGAGAAGGAGAGAGAGAGAGGAAAAGAGCAGAGGAACGCAGCGGCUGUGUUGUUGUGGUCAGUUUACGAACACUGCUCAGGCAGAAAUGGAGGGGCUGAACUACAGGAACUGACCCACUGUUAUCAAGAGCAGUGGAAUACGUGUGGAUGGUCUUAUUGAGAGUGGAUCAGCAUUAAAAGGAAUAAACUGAAAGGAUAAACAAACAGGACUGAAUAAGUGUUUGCACAAAGAAAAGUUUGCCAUGGAUCAAAGAAGGAAAUUCCACUGCAAGAUCAUUAACUUCUCAUCUGUUUGAUCAUCAGGAGCUGAGGGCUGCAUGGGUCCGGUGGUCAUGCCCCCAGGGAAGAAGGCUGAGGGCCCCAGCAGUGGGAGUGUAGCACGGGGUCUGAGUCAGCUCUACCAGGACACAGAAGCAGCCGAUCUGUCUCUCGCCCUGUCAACAUCUCUAAGCCGAGCGGAGGACGAGGAGCUUACCAGCCUCAGCUGGCUGCACGAGAGCACAGAUCUUUUGACCAGCCUGGGUCAAUCUGGCCUGCGUAGCGUAAGCCCCCUGCAAGAUGCCAACGGCAGCCGCGAGCCCUCUUCUUCCUCACCAUCAUCCUCUCCUGAGCCCAGCGAGCCGCCCUAUCAUCUGUCUACGGGUCCCAGCCGAAAACCUCCGUACUCUUUUAGCUGCCUCAUUUUCAUGGCAAUAGAGGACGCUCCCUCAAAGCGACUUCCUGUCAAAGACAUCUACGGCUGGAUACUAGAGCACUUCCCGUACUUCGCUAGUGCCCCUACUGGCUGGAAGAAUUCGGUGCGUCACAACCUGUCACUUAACAAGUGCUUCAAAAAAGUGGAUAAGGACCGCAGUCAGAGCAUAGGAAAAGGUUCUCUCUGGUCUAUUGAUCCUGACUACAGACACAAUCUGAUUCAGGCGCUGAAGAAGACUCCAUAUCAUCCGUAUUCUCCUCGGCUUCCAAAACCUUCUACCUCCCCAUCUGCCUCUCCUCAGCAAUACCACAGUCCUCCACUAUGGCCAGGAAGUCCACUCUUCGGAAAAAAUGGAGGAGUGCUGUUGCAAGUUCCACAGAGAGUGAUACAGCAUAGUUCACGUAUGGCCACUCAAGGGCUCUUUCCAGUUAUCAGACCCGUUCCCUUGAGUCCUGUGAGCAACAGGACCACAGCAGUGAGAUCAGCCCUGGGCGACUACCUGACACAGGGUAAAAACGGUCUGCACAGUGACUCUCCUCCACCCAGCGAUGAUCAACAGGAGGAUCACACGUACAGCACCUCACAGUCCCUGAGUAUGAAGAGGGACGUUUCUUCCCCCCUCUCCUCCUGCUCCACUCAGGGAUCCCUCUCUGCCUACAGCCACGAUCAGGAGCUGAUGGUCACUGAGGUCAAGGAGGAACAAAAAGACUUUCCCCUGGACACUAAACCACCGCCUUCCCACCUCCUACUCCAUGUACGGACCCCUGACGACACGCUUCCCCUGAAAAAGAGGAGGGCAGACAAACUCCUGGGAAAUGAGGAAGAAGAUGAGGAGAUGAAGGAGGCUGCAGGGUCGUUGCUUCACCUGGCUGGCCUGCGCAGCGGUCAGUGUGCGUGUAAAGUUGAAAAGGAGCUAAAAGAGGAAGUAAAAGAUGAAUGAAAAUAUGGUUAACGCAGAUCUAAAUACUUCUGUUCCAGGAUAUCAGGUGAAUAUGGUCAGUUGUUGCAAUAUCAAUAAAAUCACUGUCGUCCUUGUGUUUUUUAUUUUAUUUCUGGCUGAAAGAUUUUCAUGUUCAUUGUUGUUUUUCUGUGUGUAUCUGCGAGCUUAUUCGUGCCAGUAUGUGUAUGUGCAAAGACGGAUAAAAGCCAUAGUUUUAGUCAUUUGAGUGCAAAAAUGUUUUAAUGUUUUUUUUUUUAUUAUUUCAUUAAGCCUACCGAACAAUUAAAAAAAACUAAAGGUGCACUUAGCAAUUAUCUCUUUACAAAAAUAAAAAAGUACUUUAAAAAAAAUGAACUCUUUCCCCGCCAGCGUUUUUUUUUUUUACGUUGCCAACCAGUGCCAGCAUUUUUUAUGAUUUUCACAAAUGUUAAAUGCCUUACAGAAAAUGUUCUUCUUUAAAUAUAUAAACAUACAAUAUAUCAGAUAAAAGAACAGCCCCUCUGCUUUCAAACAAAAAGAAAUGUUUCAUCCUACCUUCAUUAGUUCUCUUUUUAUCACCUCUCGAAUAUAGGUUUCUUCAAAAACACACAAUUUUAAGCAAAAGCUGGGAUAAUUCCUUUUUUGUAAAGGACUGUUGAUAGAGAUCAGAUGCAGAGCGAUCCUCAAAACUUACAUGGGGUUCUUACUCUUUCACGUAAGGUAUUGCUUCCGGGUUGAAAAAGUUGCGGAAGAUAAUAGCAGUAUUGCAGAUUGCUGAAAAUACUCGUCAUUGGCAGGAAAGCGUUUUCUUGUCAAUGGCGGGGAAAGAGUUAAUAUACACAUAUUAGUAGUUAAAGGUCCAAUAUGUAGAUUUUUAGCACCUAGUGGUGAGACUGUGAAUUGCAACCAAUGGCUCAGUCCACAUCUCACCCGUCCCUCUCGAAUUGCAUAGUGAAGCUACGGUAGCCGCCAGAAGACAAACAUGUCGUCGUCCAAGACAAUGUAGUGAUAAAACUCGUUUUGUAGAACGGUUUGUCCAUUUAUGGCUACUGUAGAAACGUGGUGGUGUAAAAUAGCGACGUUUAUUUAAGGGGACCCACGGUGUAUAUAGAUAAAAACGUCUCAUUUAAUAAAAACAAUACAGUUCAUUUCUUAAGGUCUUUAUACACUCACCUAAAGGAUUAUUAGGAACACCAUACUAAUACUGUGUUUGACCCCUUUUCACCAUCAGAACUGCUUUGAUUCUACGUGGCAAGGUGCUGAAAGCAUUCUUUAGAAAUGUUGGCCCAUAUUGAUAGGAUAGCAUCUUGCAGUUGAUGGAGAUUUGUGGGAUGCACAUCCAGGGCACGAAGCUCCCGUUCCACCACAUCCCAAAGAUGCUCUAUUUAUGCCAAAUUCUGACUCUACCAUCUAAAUGUCUCAACAGAAAUCUAGACUCAUCACACCAGGCAACAUUUUUCCAUCUUCAACUGUCCAAAUUUGGUGAGCUUGUGCAAAUUGUAGCCUCUUAUGUAGUGGAGAUGAGUGGUACCAGGUGGGGUCUUCUGCUGUUGUAGCUCAUCCGCCUUAAGGAUGUGCGUGUUGUGGCUUCACAAAUGGUUUGCUGCAUACCUCGGUUGUAACGAGUGGUUAUUUCAGUCAAAGUUGCUCUUCUAUCAGCUUGAAUCAGUCGGCCCAUUCUCCUCUGACCUCUAGCUCUAGUGAUUGGUUGAUUAGAUAAUUGCAUUAAUGAGAAAUUGGACAGGUGUUCCUAAUAAUCCUUUAGGUGAGUGUAUACCACUACUAAUACAGUUAUGUAUAUUAUAUUAUAUACUUUAAAUCAAAGUUUAUUUAUUUUCUGCCAUGUUGAGAUCACAAAAUUAGCUCAACGUUAAUCUCUUUAUCUCAGUAACCUUUCUAUUAUCGCUCACGAAUAAAUCAAAAGUCUGGCUUACUAUGAAUCGUACACUUCGAAAAUGAAAAUUAUGAACCGAAAACUAUUUAAAAGAUAAAGUUUACCUCCCAAACCACUGCCAUUUAGACAUGCACAAAAUUGCUGAGUGCACCUUUAGUUAUGUUGUAGCAAAUAGUUCUGUUUGUUGUCCAUUCUGAGAGAUUUUAUAUGCUGCUUUCAGGUGUGCCAAAGAUGAUUUCCAUUAAUGUGCAGCUAAUCCAUGCACACUUAGUAAGACCAAUAAUAGUUAAAGAAAAAAGUCGAAAUCCUAACCUAUAUUGCAAAAACCAUCUGUAAGGCAAAUAUAUUAUAUUUAACUAGCAGCAAAUGUUUUUUGAGGAUAAAGUGGCCUGUGGAAACACAAAGGUCAAAUGCAAUAUGCCAAUUCUCUCUUAAAUCCUAAUGUUCAAACGUCAAUGAUGUUGGUUCCUGUUUGAAAGCACACAAAAAACUGAUCUGUUUUCAAUGUGUCAGAAAUGGUGGUGUUUUUCUGUAUUUUUGGUUUGCUUCAUUCUUUUUUAAUCUUCAUCACAAUUUAAGCAAUUUGUCCUGUCAGGAUAACACUGUAAAAAGCCUAUUCUCCCUUUUUUACGAAAAGGCAGUUUUUGCCUUAGAUUUUCUUUGAUCGGUUAUAUUGCAUGGGUGCUUGUACAUAAGAAAGAAGUAUUUUCUUUUUUUAACGAAAGAUCAUGUAAGAUAGAUAUUUAGCAUGAGGCAUGGCUUAUUUUCUUACAAGAAAAAAAAGAGAGAGAAAGAGAGCGCCUAGCAGGCAUCUCUUACAGCAUAGGCUUCUUUCUUCGUUCUUUUUGUAACUGUAUCUCUUCUAUACGGCAGACGACUCUUCCAAAGGGAGAGUCUUAUCGGAAACCUGUUAACAGAGAGCUCUGCCUUGUAUUGAAUAUCAGGUGAAACUGAUUUUGCCUUUUUUUUUGUGGUCCUCGGUUUUGGUGGUCCUUUUCGAUUCAUUGAUGUAAGUGUUCAAGUGUUGUUAAUACUCAGUGUUAAAUGACCCACCACUCUGUACACCCUUUAAGGUUGUGCCUGCCUUUAGUUCAUGUGCUUGGAGGUCUGUUCGGUUCUUUUGUAUUGUUAAAUACUCUGUUGAUGUCUUUUUAUUGUGCAACCUGCAUCGUUGAUAUCAUAAAAUUGUACUGAAAUAGUUUGACAAGGAAUUAGAAUUGGCUGUAGUAGUGGGUGAACUGGGAUGAUUCCUGCACUGCUUCGCGAUGAAUAGGAAUGUCGAACUGCCUUUGGGACUAUAUUAAGGGAUAGUUCACCAAAAAAUUUAAUUUAAUCCUCAAGUCGUUCCCAGCCUAAAAAAUAAAUUUCAAUAUUUUGGAUUUUUCUUUAUAACCAAACAGAUCUGGGGCACCACUGACUUUCAAAUUCAGAAAUUUGUGGUCAGCUGAGUUUGCAUUUUUGGGUGAACUAUCUCUUUAAUACAGUUAGUGAUUUAAUGGUGGAACAAUUAACAAGUUAUGCCUUUUUCUAGAAUGUUCCCUUAUUUCCUCUUUGAAGUACCCCUCUCCACAUUACAAACUUCAUCAUCUGUGAAACCGAAUGUCUUUAUUGUUUUAAAAUGUUGGCUGUUUGGGUCAUUACCUGCUGCCAUCACCAUACAUACAGUACAGUUACUUUCAUCUAUUUAAAUGUUUACACUCCACUUCUGUUAAACCUAUGAAACGCUUUGUGUAUGUCCAACAGGGGAGAGGAGCACAUAUAUAUCAAUCAAUCCUUUAAAAUACUAAUCUCCCUAAAUAUUUUAGCACUUUCUUUCAUAGUAAAAAAGCACUAUAAGUCUUCAGCAGGGGUGUAGGGUUGUAUUUGAUGGAGUGGUACUAUAGGUACUGGUCUACUAAAAUGAGUGCUCGGAGACAAAGACACACACACACCGAUAAAAGAUGAUAUGUUGGCAAUAAACUGCUGCUACAGUUUUGCUUUAAAUUUAUGCCAUUUCCCAUAACCCAUGUCACGUAGUUGGUUGUGUACCAAAAACAAUAUCUUUUUAAUUGAUUCAUACACAUCCAUUUAAGGUGAAAGGGGGAGAAAAAUAUGCAUGAUGUAUUUAUUGGUAAACUCUCACUGCCUCUGGAAUUGUAUGUGAAAUAAUAUAAGGAUUUUGUCAAUGUUGUUAAUGUUGUUUGUUUUUUGCCAAAUAUGUUUUUGUCCUUGUACUUACUCACUAGUGGUCUGAUUUUUCAGCACAAUGGAGUCAUGAUGAAUAUGUAUCCGACCAGGUCUAUUUUCAAUACGCUCAGAUGCCAAUGCCGUACGAGUAUAAAGCUGUCUAUUUCCUUGGUGUGCAAUCGUAUUGCCAAAGAACAAUAUCAAACUAUUUCAUCAAUACAUGUAAAUAAUCACACUGUCUCUGAUAAUAAUGUCACAUCAUGUUGUUACUUUUCCACAUAUUUCUCCUGAAACUUAAAAUAAUGUUUAUGUAAUGUAUUGUCUUCCAGUUGCAAUAAUAAAAAUAUCAGAGUUUUAAAUGA